AUGGCAGAUCCCAUCAACAACCCCACAACCGACGGCGACGACACCGAGAUCGUCGAGGAGGGUAAUCGCAGCAUCCUCCUCGACCUCAUCUCCCAGCUCACAAAAGGAAGCGACCUCCAUCGCGUCACUCUCCCCACCUUUGUCCUCGAAUCCAGGAGCAUGCUCGAACGCAUCACCGAUUUUAUGUCCCACCCAGAGAUCAUCGUCCAAGCUAAUCAUCUGGAGGACCCCGUUGCACGUUUUGUCGCAGUGACCCGCUAUUUCCUCUCUGGUUGGCACAUCAGGCCUAAGGGUGUUAAGAAGCCAUACAACCCCAUUCUUGGUGAGCACUUCCGGUCAAAGUGGACAUUUGCAGACGGCACAGAAGCCUUCUACGUCGCAGAACAGGUCUCGCAUCAUCCCCCAAUCUCGGCCUACUACUAUGCUAGUCCCGAGAACAACAUCAGCAUUCUGGGCGAUCUGUUGCCCAAAUCCAAGUUCCAAGGAAACAGUGCUGCGACAUUAAUGCAGGGCGAGAUCAACGUCUCGUUCACCAACCGACCUGGCGAGGAGUACUUUAUUACCAUGCCCAACGUCUAUGCCCGUGGUAUCUUGUUUGGAACAAUGCUCAUGGAGUUGGGAGACGUGGCUGCCGUCAAGUGCCCCAAGCUGGAUCUCGUCUGCACCCUGGAUUUCAAAGUCAAGGGUUACUUUACUGGCACUUACAACGGAAUUGCAGGAAAGAUCAAGCGCAUCUCGACAGGAGAGGUUCUUUAUGAGAUUUCGGGCAAAUGGUCGGAAGAAUUGUACAUUACCGAAAAGGGCGAGAAGCAGAUCUACUUUGAUGCCAAGACAGCCAAGAUCCACCCCAAGAUCAUUGCACCCGAGGACCAGCAGGAAGAAAACGAGUCGCGCCGUCUCUGGAGCAAGCUUACCACUGCCCUGAGGGUGAACAACCAGACUUUGGCAACAGAGGAGAAGAGCAAGGUCGAGGAUGCUCAGCGUGCAAGGUCCAAGGCCCGUGAGGAGAAGGGUGUCCCCCACAUCCCCAGAUUCUUUGAGCCCCAAGGCGAUGGUUUCGCUAUCAAGUUGAAAAACAUUUCUUCGGAUCCUCAGGUGGCCAAGAAGCAGAUCUCAGACUUUAUCUUUACCACACCUGCCCCCAGCUCAUAA
Molecule: messenger RNA, 1152 nt
Organism: Linnemannia hyalina
Lineage: Eukaryota; Fungi; Mortierellomycota; Mortierellomycetes; Mortierellales; Mortierellaceae
Source: the annotation of a GenBank genome assembly